Molecule: messenger RNA, 5889 nt
Organism: Suncus etruscus (white-toothed pygmy shrew)
Lineage: Eukaryota; Metazoa; Chordata; Mammalia; Eulipotyphla; Soricidae
Gene: ALPK2
Product: alpha kinase 2
Exons: 13
Coding region: 1-5889 (1962 amino acids)
Biological process (GO): protein phosphorylation
Molecular function (GO): protein serine/threonine kinase activity; ATP binding
Source: RefSeq, a predicted model, not a curated record
AUGACGGACUCCGGGGUGCCCCCACAGCGGGCUCUGUGCUUCCUGUCUACGUUGCUUUCGCAGAAAGUUCCAGAGAAGUCAGACACAGUGCUUCGAUGCAUGAUUUCUGGUCAUCCCAAACCAGAGGUCACCUGGUAUAAGAAUGGUCAAACCAUAGAAGAGUGUGGCAUUAUUUCCAGUUAUGAAUUCUUCCAGCAUCAAUAUAUUCAUAUGUUACAUCUCUACUGCUGCACCCAGGCGGAUGCAGCUGUCUACCAGGUGUCAGCGAAGAACGGGCAGGGUAUGAUCUGCUGCUCCGCGUCCAUAGAAGUUGAGUGUGGCCCCUCCACACCAGGCCCAGGGACCCCAGAGCCAAAUAGGCUGAAGAGCUCAGAGCCACAGGGCAGCAAGAAGGCCCCUUCUGACCCGGCCGAAGCCAUGACCUCCUGGGCCACCCCCAUGUCAGCUGACGUCCCCUCCUCCCAGAGUCAUGGCUUAGCGUUGGGUCAGCCGCUGGCCAACAGUGACCUCAGCGCAUCUAGCACUGACCAUCCCCAGGACGUGGAGGCCACCAAGCAGACAGAGGUGGCCACUUAUGGGCAGCUUCAGCCAGAGUCCAGUCUUGGUCUUAGGGCCCAAGCUGAUCAUCUCCCCCCGGCCUCGGCACCUUGCCCCAUCUCCAGUGUCCAGGAGGACACCUUGAAUCUUGAGAGCCCCAAUGAUGCCGCCUUAAACUCUGCUCAACCAACCCCAGGAGCCGACAAGUAUAUUAGCUUCAGCCUCCCACUGCCAUCGGCAUUGCAGACCACCCCGGAAGGGUCCCCAGGCCAGCACCCCAGCCCGCAGCCCUGCAGUGAAGACUCUGACAGUGACUAUGAACUUUGCCCGGAGAUAACCUUCACCUACACUGAGGAGUUUUCAGAUGAUGACCUGGAGUAUUUGGAAUGUUCCGACGUGAUGACGGAUUACUCUAAUGCCAUUUGGCAAAGGAGACUGCAAGGGGCUGAGCGGGUUUUUUUAUUAGAAAGCGAUGACGAAGAGCCGGAAUUGGGCGAGCGGGGCCUGGGGGGAUGCGAGCCACUGGGCAGUGAGGCGGGCUGCAGACAGGGGGUGUCACAGGGGGUGUCGAGUGACGCAGAGCCUAUGGAUACCACCGCAGACGUGUGUGCUCAUCACUCACGGCCCCCAGAAGUCGAGGGGAGGCACCGCCAAGCCUCCCCUCACAGUCCCUCAUCCCCGAUGAUCCUGUCUUGGGGACCUCACCAGGUUGGAAUGUCCCCGGUAGCAGAACAGCAAGACUAUAAACGCCCUGAGGCUCCCCAGGCUGUGGGAAAUGAGUAUCCAGGAAUUCCAGGAGAAACCAGAUCCGGCCACCACGCCAGAGAGGAAUUCGGCAGUGACAAUCUGCUAAACAUGGAGGAAGAAGCGGGGACCCAGAGUGAGCUGAGGUGCUCACCCGGGAAGCUGGAAACACCAGGCAGAGACCAGAGUGUGGAGCCUACAGCCACCGAGGCAAGAACCAGGGAGAAGGACAACUUAGGCCUGACGGUCUCCGAGAAGCCCACCAGGGGGAAGCGGCCUGGAAUGAAGGGCAAAGCCAAGAAGCUGAAAGGAAAUGCUCCUGGAGGUCCUCCCACUCAGCGGCCGGGUCCCACAGAGUCAGCUCUGCACCCCCUUGGCCGGAGUAAUAAUACCAGGAGUCCCUGUGACCAGGUAAAAGCCAUCAGGCAGGAUACUGAGGUGUGUACAGCUGCAGGAGAAGGUGCUUUUCCCACCCCUAUGCAACCAGAGACACUCCCUCUGCAAACUGGGGAAUUCCUGUCCCGAGAAGGGGUCUCCAGUGAGGAGGGGGAAGGACAGGUAGACUUUGAGAACCUGUCAGAAAUAAGCCACACUCCAGAGGGGAAGGAUCGUGCCCAGGCAAAAACUGAGGAGGCUCCACUUGGGGCUUUGGGGCUCCUCAGCCCUGCACCCACUAGCCAAGAGUCUGCGGGGGAGCAAGUGGAGGAGCCUGUGGAGCCCACAGAGGACUUGACAGGGUCCCCAGAAACUGUCUCCAGCCUGGACACUGCUCACCCUGGGCCAGAAGGCAAAGAAACAGAGGGUUCAGGGGGACCUUUCGGAACAGAUGAUGGGGGGACAGGUGAGAGCCCCGAUUCUUCCUCUGGGUGCCUUGUGGAUGGACAUUUGCUGCUGGAUGGCCCCCCACUGAGCCUGGAGCUGGACCAAGGCCAAGGCCAAGUGCCCGAGGUAGGUGAACAUGAUGAGGAGCUUGGUCUGCUCCAAACUACAGCUGCAAGGCCUCUACAGACCCCACUUCAAAGCAGCCUGGGAGCCGUAGAGGGCAGGCGCUCCCCUUCCCCCUGCCCUGCUGCCUGGACCCUGGACUCCCUGGAGGCCAAGGAGGACUCUCCAGGAGAGACUGGUCCACAGGGGCUGAGCCUGAGCAUACUGGCAGAGCAGGGGGAAAGCUACUCUUCUGUACCGAGAAAUAGCUCUUCCAGGGACCUUCCAGAAGCAGAAACAGAGGAUGUGUGUGGUGGAACUUUUCCCACCGCAGACCUCCUGAAUAAUCACCCCAGGGACCCCCACAACACAGACCCCCUGGACACUGACUCCUGGGACCCUCACACCUUGGAUCCCCUGCACAAUGACUCCAGGGACCUCCAUAUCACAGACACCCUGGAUAGUCACUGCAAGGACCACCACACCACGGACUCUCUGGCCAGUAAAAGCGCAGAGGGGACACACUCCCUGGAGAUGCUGGCACCACCCAGGGUCUUUCUGGAUGAUCCACAGAUGGCAGUGGACAGGUUAGCCACUGCCACUCCAGUGCACCCCAGCCAGCUCCUCCCUGUUUCGGUGGCCUGCUGCAGCCCGGAGGACAGCCUGGAGGAGCCCUCCUCUCUGGCACCCUCAGCGAAGAGCUCCCUAUUGCCUCCCAGCCCCAGUCCCCCCUUGACCCCCACUGAGGCCCCAGAAGAAGGGUUUAGCCUGGAUUCUUCAGGGCCCGACUCCCCCACACUCGUCCCUGAGGUCCCGGAGGGUGAGGGGUCUGAGAGUGACCCCUCUCUGGAGACUGGAGGUGAGCACCAGGCAGCAGUCAGAGUGAAUAAUAGAUGCCUUCCUGGGGAUCUCCCAGAACUCGAAGGAGCACUGUCACCGAGUGUCCCCAGUGAGAGCCCACCUGGGCCAGGAUGCGCCCCUGGAGAUGAGCUGAGCUCCACAGUGGCCCAGGACGAGAGCUGGACGCCAGCAGAAGCUACUGGGGCCCUGAGUCCACUGGGCCCCGUUUCUCAGACCCUCCUGGGGGCAUGGGAAGGGGGUUCUGUGGGGUGCACAAGCAGGAAGCUGAGGAUCAUAACACUUGAGGCUUCCCUUCCCCAAGGCUGGAUCCCAGGACUGCCUGAAGAGGGUCCCAUGCUCCCAGCUGGCACAGACUCCCCAAGAACCACCAAGGCCCUGAGUACGCUCAGUCCUUGGUCCUGGGGACCCUCGGCUCUGACUGAGCCCAGAGACACCCUGGUCAGCCCGGAAUCCACUAGAGACGUUCACAGACCUCAGCUCCAGCCACAGCCCCUGAACUGCGUGGGGUUCCUGGAGUCCUCUGUGGACCCCAUGGAUGAAAGCGAAUCCUGCAGCUCUGGUGAGCACCACAAGGCACCCCAAUCUAGAGAAAAAGAGGACUUGGGCUCCGGAAGCUCAGAGUCAGAUGUGCGCCCAGCCUCCGCGGACAGCCCCAGCUUUCUGCAACAGCUCCUAACCUGUGCUCGUCUCCUUGUGUCCUCGGUGGAUUCCAAACACCAGGAAGCAAGAGGGCCAGCAAGGCCCAGUGCAGUAUUCACUGUAGGAAUGCACCGGGUCGCAGACCCCAGCCAGCCCUUAAGUUUGCUGACAGCAGACAGUACCCCAGGUAAGGAAGUCAUUCUUGGGGUACCCGACAUCAUCCAAGGCAGCGAGGGUUCAGAGAACAGAGAGCAGGUGCCCCAUGGACAAACCCCUGUUUUGCAAGCCCUGGGCCCCCACGGAGGGGAAGAAACAAUUUCCCAAGAAAACCACAGACCUGAGAGCAGCUGGAGAAGUUUUGAGGCAGAGGUGCCCUGUACACGAGACCCAGCAGACACGGUUCUCUCCGAGCUACCAUGUCCCCAUGAGCUGGCCACGGGGACAGGGACUGACACACACCAUGCCCCGGACCAAGCCCAUGGCAUCCCCGAGAGUAACCUGGACCAGGCGAAAAUCCACCAACCUAUGAUGUCUUCUGGCCUGGGAGAAAGUGGAGCUCUUGGGGAUGAAUUGAGGGACUCUGAGUCAGUCUCCAGUGACCUAGUCACGUCUCCCCCAGCCCCAAAUAUCUCCACGAUCCCCCAACCCGGGGACCCUAACUCAGAGGCAUCUCAGAUCACGGACAGUCCAGCUGCAAUUGCCUCCUUGAAGUUGCCAGGCCCCAAGGAGACUCAGAGGAAUCUGGGUAGGAUGAGGACGAGGGCAGGGAUGGAAGUGAAUCCCAGUCCCAAGCGCCCUGGGGCCCCUGUCUCUGAGACGGUGAGGAAGAAGAAACCAGAGCCCCCAGGGAGCGGGCAUUUAGCUGACGGGAUGAAGAAGAAGAUUCUGUCUAGGGUGGCAGCCCUGCGGCAGCGUCUGGAGAAGGAAAACUGUUCCCGAAAAAGCAUGACUCUGCCCAGGAAGGACUCUGAGCUGGGCAGCGAGGAGAAGAAGGACCCCAAGAAGCUGGCCUGCAGGAAGGGAGGGAAAGCUCCGGUGUUGCUGAAAAGGAUCCAAGCUGAGCUGUUGCCUGACCACCCUGGGAACCUGCAGUUAAGCUGUCAGUUUUCUGAAAUUCAUGAAGAUUCUAUCAUUCGGUGGACUAAGGAUUCGGAAGCCAUAGCCCAAGUGCAGAGAAGCGCAGGGGACAACUCCACAGUGUCCUUGGCCAUCGUGCAAGCCAGCCAGAAGGACCAGGGCCUCUAUUACUGCAGCCUCAACAACAGUUUCGGAAAAGUGACGGCGGAAUUUAACCUCACUGCCCAAGUCCUACAACAGCUCUCCAGCUGCCCAGAUGUUAAAGCGUGCGAGGAGAUCGAGUUCAGCCAGCUCAUCUUCAGAGAGGACUUCCUCAAGGACAGCUACUUCGGGGACCGGCUGCAUGGCCAGAUCGCCACGGAGGCAUUGCACUUCGGCGAGGGCGUGCACCGCAAAGCCUUCCGCAGCCGCGUUAUGCGUGGCCUCCUGCCUGUCUUCCAGCCCGGCCAUGCCUGCGUGCUCAAGGUGCACAACGCCGUGGCCUACGGGACCAGAAGCAACGCAGAGCUGGUGCAGCGGAACUACAAGCUGGCCGCGCAGGAAUGCUAUGUCCAAAAUACUGCCAGGCACUAUGCCAAGAUCUAUGCUGCUGAAGCCCAGCCUCUGGAAGGCUUCGGGGAAGUGCCAGAGAUCAUUCCCAUUUUUCUUAUCCACCGACCGGAGAACAACAUCCCUUAUGCCACCGUGGAGGAGGAGCUGAUUGGGGAGUUUGUCAAGUAUUCCAUGAGGGAUGGGAAGGAGAUCAACUUCCUGAGGAGGGACUCAGAGGCUGGUCAGAAGUGCUGCACCUUCCAGCACUGGGUCUACCAGAAGACCGGUGGCUGCAUGCUGGUCACAGACAUGCAGGGGGUCGGAAUGAAGCUGACCGAUGUGGGCAUUGCAACACUGGCCAAGGGGUACAAAGGAUUUAAAGGCAACUGUUCCAUAUCCUUCAUCGACCAGUUCAAAGCUCUCCACCAGUGUAAUAAGUAUUGCGAGAUGCUGGGGCUGAAAUCACUGCAGAGUCAAAGCCAGAAGCCCAAGAAAUCCAGUUGUGUGGUGGGGAAGAGCAAGGCGGAGCCCCUCUCCAGGAAGGCCUCUGGGAGCCCCGCAGAAAAGAAAUCCUGA